GCACAGCAGCAGAGAGUGGUGCAGUGCGAGCGCAGCGGGGGACUCGGAAGCGGAGGGAGAAAAAAAACAAAACACAAAACCCCACACACAUCUACAGCGUUAUUGGUAACUUGGUCAAUGGAGAGAUCUGCAGCGGCAUCGUAGCGACGCAGGCCGACAUGGAAGAGUAUCUGCGGAGGGUCCAGAGCAGACUCAGGGAUACAUCUGAGGGUCCCAUUCAUGCUGUUUUAGGCGGACCAGAGGCAGAUGUUGACACUGUGGCAGCGACACUGUGCUUAGCUCUGCACCUCAACCAGAAAGAGCCAUCAGACGGAGUAUGUUUGCCAGUGCUGUGGCUCUGGCGACGUGAUGCUGCGUUGCCCAGGGAGACAGUGAGGUUUCUUCAGAGGGUUAAAAUUUGUGAAGACGUGCUUCUGUGGAAGGAAGAUGUAGACUUGGAGACACUUCAUCAUUCUGGAAAACUCUCAGUCACACUGCUAAGAGAUGGACUGCUAAAUAGCUCUGAGUACCACACUUUGAAGUCCAGCAUCCUGCGAGUGGUCCAUUAUGACGGGCAGAAGGAUGAUGGGGCAUCGUCCGCGGUGACGACAGUCACCAGGGAGAUUCUUCAAGAGGCAGCGGAGCACAUCGGAGCAGCGCUGGGGGAGACUCUCGGAGAGGCCUUGCGACUGCAAAGUGAAACUCUUUGGCUCAAACAUGGACGUCGGUCAGAACAACUAGAGGAACUCAUGAGUUUCAUGGAGCGAUGGAGCGAUCUCCCCGGAGGCCAACACGAUGAGACGAAGCUACAAGACUUGGAGCAGCUACUGUCAAAGGAGGUUAAAGAGUUUUCCGAUGGAGAGAUGACCAUAGCGCUAACAUCAGUGACCACCGACAAGGAGGAGCGGAAUGUUUUUGUGGACAGGCUAAAAUCAUUCAGUCUUCACCACGGAUAUGAAGGCGUAGUGGUUCUCUUGUCCAUCAGCGAUCCUGUUUAUCAUCCCCGCCAGCAGGUGGCUGUCUACUCAAACAACACAGAAAUACUAAACCAGAUCUGCUGUGAGUUGGAAGAGUCUUCAAGCUGGUCUCUCUCUGGUGAACUGGAACCCAGGGAGAGCUUUCAGGUGUACCACAUCCCUGUGAACACCUCGUUUUCUGGUACUCCUCCUGUCCUGGAGGAAGAGAUCCAGAGUCUCCUCAAGGAUUUUGUUGACCGGCGGAGCUCUGUGCUGGCAUGUCACCCCAGUAGUCGGACCUCUUCUACAGAGGGAGUGGCAGGCAGCAUUGAGUUCUCCCAGGGAUCGUCUGGAAUCAACGACAUGGACGGUUCAGACAUAGAACGAGUGGAUGCAGGGAGUGGAGAUGUGGUGGCAGUGGCAAGAGUGAUGGCGGAUGGUGAAGAGGACACUGGAGGUGUAGGUGCAGCCGGAGGUGGGGAGCUUGUGAGCCCUGACAGUGGUAUGACCACAAUCCGCAGCAGCCGUUCAUCUAAAGAGAGUUCAGUGUUCCUCAGUGACGACAGCCCUGUUGGAGACAUUAUGGCUGGAGGUGGACCUGCUCCAGGGCCAGGAGGUAUUUUCCUUCGAAACCCAUCACCGCUUGGUUUGUUGUCGCUCUCUCCUCCUGUCCCACCUGAGAGGAGGAGGCACCACUCAAACAGGAAUCGGAGUGAGAACUUCGAUCUGUUUAGUUUUGACCCUCUACAUGGCAGUGACCAGUCUGUGCCGGCUGGGGCAGAGCAGGGAAGUGCAGAUGGAAGAGGCGUCGAGGGUAGAGGUAGAGCAGGAAGUUCCAGUCUGUCAGAAUUUGAAGAGCUGAGCUUGGUGGAUUUCUCUGCUGCUAAUUCAUUGGGCGGAUUUGAAAGUCGAAACUCUUCAAUUGACCAGCCUGGUCAGAUCCACGGGAAUGAGAUGAUUGACACUGUGGUUCCUCCGACCCCAGUCAACAGUCUGGUAGGUAGCCGUCCACCCAGCAGCUGUGGAGUUAGAUUCUUUCCAGAGGAUGUAGUCGAAAGGAUCAAUGGCCUGCAGCACAAGGACAGCGUGUCGUCAUCCUUAUCAGAGACCUGGGAUGAACUUGGCUUUGACACACAGGGAGCAUUGUCCUCAAGUGAUAACAGCAACUGGAACAUGACAAAGGCAUGUGAGAGCCCACAGAAUAUUUUGGAAAUAAUUAGAGAACCAAACAAAGAAAUGACAGAAAAAGAAACCAGAGAAGAGAUUGGCAAUCAGAGGGCUAAGACCCUUCAACCCCAGUUAAGUCUGAUUACUGAGCAGACUGAAUCAUAUGACAACUGGAACACGGAUUCUCUGCUUAAGGAUCAAUGGAAUGCUGUUACUUUGGCUGAUCUGCAAUUAACACCACCUGAAGAGGAAGUAGUUGUUAAACCCAAAGCUAUUAUUUUUGGAGUGAAAGAAAAAAAAUCAAAAAAGAAAGAAUUCUUAAACACUUUAACACCAGACUCCUCUAAAGAAGAGGAUGAAGGAGUACAGGGCAAAAAGGGAGACAAACAAACAGAUCUCCUGGACUUCUGGACUUACUCAGCACAGAAGGGAUUUCUCAAAUCUGACAGUGGAACCACUGCAUCUUACCCUGAAUCUCUAGAUAUGUGGAAUAUGACAAUUCGGGAUGACAGCCUAUCACCUCUAAACACCCCUGACUACUUGUCUGAAAACUCAGGUUCUUUUUGUGGGCUGAAUCCCAAUGUCGGUGCAUCAGUUGAGAGUCCAUUAGGGUACUCUGAUGGGGGAAUGGAGAUGUGGAACACCACCAUACAGGAGGACAGCUCCUCCACCGUAACAAGCCCAGAGGCACCAGAAAAUGGAAAAGACCUUUGUCAAAUGGGAUCUUUUGAUGCCAGUGAUUCACCUGAGACCAGUGCAAACAAAAAGGAGAAGGAAGAAAAAGUAGAGAAGGAGAGAGGUAUGAGUGGAGCACAAGAGGAAGAGUGUUGGAGAGGAAAUGAACACAAUGUGAAAAUAGUCAUAGAGGCAGCAGAAGCUUCACCACAUGCUGAAGAUAUAUGUGAUAGUGACAAACAGUUAGAAACACAAACACUGGGAUCUGCAAAUCCAGAAGAUGAGACUUCAUGGGACCUGCCUGUACCUGGUAUGGUCACCUCCACCUCAGAAUAUGAUAAUGUAGGAGCUGGGACAUGGAGCUUGACAUCCUCCCCUGAGGUUAGCCCUGUUGUUGAUAUGAUACAGUUAGAGGCGCAAUCUAGCCCUUUUAUAGCUGUGACCAAACAUUUUCAUCCACAUGUGGAAAGUGAUCAAUACCAGACGGCUGAUUCCCAAGAAAACGCUGAAUCUGGAGUAGCAAGUGAAGUGUUUGUAUUUGAGGGAAUUAGUGAGUCAGAUCAAUUCAGAACAACUGGGAGACAUUCAGUUGAGGAACAAACUGGGGAAACACUAGAAGAGGCUUCAUCUGAUUGGAGAGAACAACCCUGUGAUCAUUCUCCAUUUUUGCUGGUAGUCCAGACAAGUACAGGAGAAGCUGAAACACAGUUCUUAUCCCACGGGCAAUCCACUGAAACCCAAGGAAAUCUUAAUGAAAGUGAUGAUGUGGAGGAAAAAAUAACAGAAACACUGUCUCCAAGCUCAGGCUCUGGUGGGGAGAGAGAUGCACUGAAGUACAGCCCCGACAGCCUCCAUGCAGGCAGUCGAGAUGAACUCAGGUCCAAUUCUGAUGGAGAUUCUUCAUCAGGACUAGAAAUGGAAAACAUUAUUGUGUCAGGUACAGUUAAAGAAGCUGAGAGGGAGUGGCGUGGCAGGUAUAAAGAGCCUGACAGACAAUCGAAAGGAACAAGGAAGUCAAUGGAGACUUUCAGCAUGCUUUCCUAUGCUGCCACAGUGCUGCAGGCCCAAGCUGCACAUAGAGAACAUCAGGAGAACACACAUCAGAAGAGGCAAUGCCAAAUGUCUGCAGAUAACAACGGUGAAAAUACACAACUACAUAAAGCCCCCUUAGCUCAAGCAAUGUUGGACUCAAGGCAAUCAAAUAUUGGUAUGACCCAUUUACAUGAAUCUACCAAACACACCACAGAUGAGACACAUUCACAAAUAUUAAACCAGGAUCACUCAGACACAGGCAGCACCUAUGUGACUGAAACACUCAGUCCCAGACAAUCAAAACCCAAACAAGACACAGAAACUAAACUGCCCAAGUCAGAUUCAAGACCACCAGCUUGCAGCCAGACACAAGCAGAUGAAGCAAACCAGGAUGAUAAAUCAGCCAUUAUACCAAGAAGUGUGUCUCCAUCAUUAAGAUAUCCAUCAGAUCACUUCCUGAAAGCCAGAGAGGAAGUUUAUGUACAUUCCCAGAUCUCAAUGGAAGAUUCAGAUGAGGGAGGGCAGUCACCUUCUGCACCUCCACCACCAUGUCCUACCUCUUUGGGUAAUUUUCAAGUCUGGGGGGGUCAGUUAGCAAGACAAGAUACACCCCAAGCCCCAUCUGGUCCAGAAUCCCCAGUUCUUACCAACAGUUCUGUCUCCCACAGCAGUUCAUUGACUGGUUCCCCAUUAAGUGAAACUGGUCGUCCCUCAGACAGAGGACUUGGAUUACCCUUUUCUGGUGAUUUAAUGGAAGAGGAGAAUGAUGAGGAGGAAAUAGAAGAGGAAACACAUAAAGAACACACUACCUUACCAAAAUGGACGUCAGAAGGACAAAAAGAGACACUAGAAAGACCUGAAUUAAAAUCUCCAGAUCUGCUGAGUUUCACUGAGGAGCCAAUUGGAGGUUGCUCAUUUCAACAAACAGAUUUACAAACACUUCAGUCAGAUCAGUUCUCGCAGAAUACAGUCCAUUACUACAAUGCUCAGCCUGCGAGGAGUGGUGAUCAUUAUAAAUGGUCAACAGAACAACAGAUGGGGAGCCAUGAAGCUUCUCAAGAAAGACAUUCACCUCUAUUAAGCUGGAGCCCCACCACAGCUAAUGGAAACAGCUCCCCUAGCUCGUUUACAAGACACCAGGAUGUGAUGUCUCAGCCGAUGUCUGAUGAUGCAGCUUACCAGUGGACAGGAAGUCAGAAUGUAACUCAGGUUCAAACCCAGUAUGGCUACAACUAUCAUCACAUUGACCAAAGAACUGAAAACCAGAGCACCCUGCCAACCUGCAUGAAUACCAAAUCAAACAGCCAGCAGGAUACCUCAGAUGUGUACGCUGAGUUUACAAUUGACGCCACAGCGGCACAGUACAGCUCUGAACAGGCUGACAGCUAUUACGAAUCCAGAGGGAACGAGGUCUACAGCUUCAACAAUCAGGGAUCUGAGUUUCAGUACAUGGCAGAAAGCCAGUAUGAAGGUGACUCCAUGUGUGCCUCUGAACUCCAGCACUCUCAGUAUCAGACCGAUGACCACAGCCAGUAUGAGUCAGAGCAUGCUCAUUACCAGUUUGAUGAACAGUCAUUCUACCGAUCAGACAUCCAGACAGCGAGGGAAGAUCACGCACGGUAUGUGCCAGAGGGGUAUGUCCACUUUCUCUUCUCAAGGCAAUCCCAUCAGGGAGACGGUGCAGCAGGGAUGAUGAUGAAGAUGGACUCCAGAGAGGAAGCAGAGGACAUGGACAACAGAGAGGAUCCUCCAUCAUCCACAGAUCUGUCAGGUGGAUCCAAUCAGAGGAGGAAGCUGACAGCUCCACCAAUGGACGUGUCACUGGAUCACAGCGAGGGAUCGCUCCUCUCAGAAGAUGCUCUGGAUACAGAGGAUGAGGCUUUGGAAACUGGGGAUGAUUUGGAUGUUAACAUAGAUGAGCUGGACACACCAGAUGAGGCUGACUCUGUGGAUUUUAACAGACAUGAAGACUCCGAAGCUUAUCUUGGUGAAGGAGCAACAUCAAGUGCAUCAGGACGGAGAUCGGCUGAGGACAGUAAACUGUGGCGAAGCGUAGUGAUUGGAGAACAAGAGCAUCGCAUUGACAUGAAAUGUAUCGAGCCUUACAAAAGAGUCAUCUCUCACGGAGGAUAUUAUGCUGAACAGAAUGCCAUCAUCGUGUUUGCAGCUUGUUUCCUACCUGACAGUGACUGUGAAAAUUACAAUUAUGUUAUGGAAAACCUGUUUCUGUAUGUCAUAAGUACAUUAGAGCUGAUGGUGGCUGAAGAUUAUAUGAUUGUUUACUUAAACGGUGCGACACCUCGUAGACGGAUGCCUGGCUUUACCUGGAUGAAAAAGUGUUACCAAAUGAUAGACAGAAGACUCAAGAAAAAUCUUAAGAUGUUUAUCAUUGUCCAUCCUUCCUGGUUCAUACGGACAUUGCUAGGAAUCACCAGACCUUUUAUAAGUUCCAAGUUCAGCAGUAAGAUCAAGUAUGUCAAUAGUCUACAAGAGCUGGGAGAAAUCAUCCCAAUGGAGUACGUCCACAUUCCAGACAGCAUCAUCAAGUAUGACGAGGAGAAGUGUUUACACAAAUUUGCAUGUAUGAGGCUGGAUACUGAGUUGCAGGACACAGCAGAUAAAGCCGACAGGAAGGGGAGCUCAGUUGUUUGACGACUGCAAGACACCUGACAGCAACUUAUUGUUUCCCUACAUUAUGCUGCACUUGAUCACAGCAUAAAUGAAAAUCAGCAAACCUGUAGCAUGAUGUGUAAGGCACAUUGUUGUUAUAACAACUGCCAAGGAAGGAGGAAGAUAUAGAACAGAGGAAGAUUUUUAAGGAAAGGCGCUAACCUGAGAUUGCUGAACACAAUCCUGUAUUGAAUAUACAGUGGGAGUGAGAUAAGCACUGUGAUGAGAAGAAGAUGCUUUAUUCUGUACUUUACACAACACUGUUCUCCUUUCAGUAAUUUUCUUUUCUUUGACUGUAUCUUUAAUUUGAAGAACAAUCUUUGGAUACUGUAUUAUUGGGAUGAUUUACAAGCCGUCUUUCUUACAUCCAUGCAUUAAUCGACGCUGUCAGUCGCCAGCUGCACCUUUUGUAAACAAGUGGAAGUUGCAUUACUUCCCAUCUGCUCACAAAUAAACACUGGUUCUGUGGACAAAUGGGAUGUUGCUCCAUAUCUCUCAAUGCAGAGUAAUUUAAGAAAAUAAGCUAUUUCAUUUUAGUUAGUCAGCAUUUGCAAAAAUAUCCACGCCAACAAAACAUCACUGUGCAGUAUCUUUUAGUAAAUUGUGUCUAUUGAGUUUGUGAUAGCAUGAAAAAACAUGUUGUUAAAUUGUUUUAUCGUGAUAAACAAAGCCCCUAUGAAAGAGGGAUUUUGUUUUUAAGUUUUGACCUCGUCUCAGUUGACACUUCAUUCGGUCAAAAUGCUAUAAUUGGGCUAUUCUACUAACACUGUGUAUCACUAUGAAAAUACUUGCGAUGACAUUUAUUAAUCGUAUCAUAACAGCGGUUACCAGUAUCUGCAGUAACCUGUUGCAUGCCUUCAUUUGCUACAGUUCACACCAAAAGCAGUCGUAUGUACCUAUGUAAUUUUUGUCUUGGAUUAAAUAGACAAGCAGAUUUGUUUGUGUGUGCUGCGUGUGUGUAUAAAGGUGGGAAAGAAUGGAGGAGGUUGAUUGUGAUGCAGAAGAAUAAUUAUUGUAUGCUUGCUGAUGUUUGUAGAGAUACAGUACAGAGAGUGCCUACAGUGCAAGAGUGUCAUUUGUUUGCUUUUCAUUGUAUUUGUACUGUAUAUAUUUGUUUGUGGCUUGCAGUGUAGUCUUUGUUGUAAAAUAUGUAAAAUACCAUUAAACUUGUGCUCUCCUCA
This is a messenger RNA of Sphaeramia orbicularis (orbiculate cardinalfish), 7660 nucleotides long. RefSeq lists its product as uncharacterized. Gene Ontology annotation, cellular component: cytoplasm. The transcript has 21 exons. The coding region runs from base 159 to 6461 and encodes 2100 amino acids. The record is from RefSeq and is a predicted model, not a curated record. Lineage: Eukaryota; Metazoa; Chordata; Actinopteri; Kurtiformes; Apogonidae.